GGGGCCGAGCUCCAUCGGUGAGCGCUAAUGGCGGCGGCCGCGGCUGAUGCCGAAGGCUGGCCCUCCCGCUGGUUCUGGUAAGCCCGGGUUCGAGUCUGGGCACCGCCCCAUUGGUCUUGGACCCGUCACUGCCUUCUCUGGGCCUCAGUGUCCUUAUUUUUUAAGUGGGCCAGAUAACGCUUGCCCGGGAGGCCUUGCCCUGCAGGGCCUGCCUCGGUGCUGAGCGAAAGGGGGCCCCUUCGCCUCUCUGCAUUAAAUGCCGGCGCUCGGGACGCCUGCCAGUCACUGGCUGGGCCAGGAGGUGUAGCUGGGCAAGUUGCACCCACACUUGAAUUUACCGUCAGGCUCUGUUGCUCACUAUAGGUGUGACCUUGGGAUGGAGCCAGGUGAGGAGCUGGAGGAGGAGGACUCUCCAGGUGGCCGUGAGGAUGGCUUCACUGCUGAGCACCUGGCUGCGGAGGCCAUGGCAGCUGACAUGGACCCCUGGUUGGUGUUUGAUGCUCGCACCACACCUGCCUCCGAGCUGGAUGCCUGGUUGGCCAAGUACCCACCAUCCCAAGUUACCCGCUACGGGGACCCUAGCUCACCCAACACUGAGCCUGUGGGCUGGAUUGCAGUGUAUGGGCAGGGCUACAUCCCCAACUCAGGUGAUGUGCAGGGCCUGCAGGCAGCCUGGGAAGCCCUGCAGACCAGCGGGCGGUCCAUCACGCCUGGUACCCUGCGCCAGCUGGCCAUCACCCACCACGUGCUCUCGGGAAAGUGGCUGAUGCACCUGACACCUGGCUUCAAGCUGGACCAUGCCUGGGCUGGCAUUGCUCGGGCCGUGGUUGAGGGCCGGCUUCAGGUGGCCAAGGUGAGCCCGCGGGCCAAAGAGGGUGGGCGCCAGGUCAUCUGUGUUUACACAGACGACUUCACGGACCGCUUGGGUGUGCUGGAGGCAGAUGCAGCCAUCCGUGCAGCAGGCAUUAAGUGCCUGCUCACCUACAAGCCUGAUGUCUACACCUACCUGGGCAUCUACCGGGCCAACCGCUGGCACCUCUGCCCCACUCUCUAUGAGAGCCGUUUCCAGCUGGGGGGCAGUGCUCGUGGCUCCCGUGUGCUGGACCGCGCCAACAAUGUGGAACUGACUUAAUGGGGCCAAGUUGGGGAGACCACCCUCUGUGCCCCCUGCUAGGGGUGGAUUCCCCUGUCUUUCUCCUUCUCAUUCCAAGGAGGUCAAGUUCCCCAGUUCUAAGGACUAGGUCACUCAGAAACUGCCUGCAUCUUGGAUCCCCUUGAACUUCUGCCCUCUGUUCAGGGCUGACUCAAGUCCCCACCUGCUGGUGGUUCUGGCUCUCUUGAGGGCCGGACCCUCAGCCUCUCUCUUCGAUGCUGCUCCCCUCUGCCAUCCAGGACUAUAGACUGGGUACAGACACCCAGGAGGAGAGCCUUCCUUGGCCACCUUUAUUCAUGGCUGUACCUCCCCCUCCUCCUGCAUUCUCCCCUCCUCUUCCUCACAAGAGAGAAAACUUAGUGCUUCCAGUCCCUCUCCUUGGAUCCUUCACAGUCCGGGGGGCAGAGGCCCUGCAGGCCUGAGCAUGCCAUUUUGUUGGGGAGGGUGGUGCCCACUCAGCCCCUGGCAGACAGAGGGGAUUCCAGGGCCAUGGACAUAGUGUCUGCCCCCACCCUGCCACCUCACAGCCUGCACCACCUUCCUCUCUUCACUACCUUGUCAUGUGCCUGCUCCUGGCAUUUCAAUAAAACCCAGCUUGGGUCUGUGUGUUGAGUGUUUUUUAAAA
Messenger RNA from Hipposideros armiger (great roundleaf bat), 1778 nucleotides. RefSeq names its product chromosome unknown C11orf68 homolog (gene CUNH11orf68). The transcript is spliced from 2 exons. Lineage: Eukaryota; Metazoa; Chordata; Mammalia; Chiroptera; Hipposideridae. The record is from RefSeq and is a predicted model, not a curated record. The coding region runs from base 377 to 1132 and encodes 251 amino acids.